Messenger RNA from Eublepharis macularius, 2578 nucleotides. RefSeq names its product pentraxin 3 (gene PTX3). The transcript has 3 exons. NCBI's taxonomy places the organism in Eukaryota, Metazoa, Chordata, Lepidosauria, Squamata, Eublepharidae. Gene Ontology annotation, biological process: innate immune response. The record is from RefSeq and is a predicted model, not a curated record. Gene Ontology annotation, molecular function: complement component C1q complex binding. The coding region runs from base 120 to 1400 and encodes 426 amino acids.
UUAAGGGCUUCUGUGACUCCGUCUUAUAGAAUCAUCUCUGCUUGGGGCUCACUGGAGAGCUUUCAUUCUGAGAGAGGCUGGAACUGGCAAGGAAACUGCUCAAGAAUCCUAAUCAAAAGAUGUUUUCCUUUCUGUUUAUAUUUUUUUCCCUCUGGUCUUUCUCAUCUACCCAGAAUGAUGAUGAAUAUGAAGAUCUCUUCUUCCUAAAUGUUGACAAUGAAAUAGAAAUUCCUGCAACAGAGGAAACUGUUUCAUGCGAUUGCCAACGAGAGCACACAGAAUGGGACAAGCUCUUCAUUAUGCUUGAGAACUCACAGAUGAAAGAGAACAUGCUGCUUCACUCCCUGGAUGAAAUCCUUAAGGUGGAGCUGCAGAGACUGAGAGGGGAAAUGUUCCAAUUUGUGGAAAACUUUUCUAACCUUUGCCUCACAUCCACCGAGCAAGCCACCUCCCGGAUUUCAAACCAACUAGACCAGAUGCUGGCAAAGAACAAUGAAGAAGCCAAGGACCCCUCUGGAAUGCCCCGUGAAUCGGAGCAAGGCAAAACCCUCCAAGAAAUUCUCCAGCUGAGUCAAAACGUGUCCAACAGACUCAGCCAUCUGGAGCGCGCUUGGCAGAGGAAAGCGGAGGUGGAUAUUCAGCAGAGGGGCUUGCCUCAGAAAGACUACAUGAGGAGAGGAGACAAUUUCAUUUUGAACUCGCUCUGGCAAGAACUGCAGGAAACAAAAGCUGAGCUGAAAGAUUCCCACAGCAAGAAAAUACAGCACUUACUGCCAAUCGGUUGUGAGACAGCUCUUUUAUUCCCAAUGCGUUCCAAAAAGAUCUUUGUGAGUGUUCAUCCAAUAGCUGAAAUGAUGCUCUCUUCCUUUACUGCCUGUACGUGGGUCAAAGUGACUGAAAUGCUUGACAAAACUAUUAUUUUCUCAUAUGGCACCAAGAGAAAUCCUUAUGAAAUCCAGCUUUACUUUAGCUAUGAUUCUGCAGUUCUUGCUGUUGGUAGUGACUUGAAAAAGAUAGUUGCCCAAAACGUCAUUUUCUCUGGACAAUGGACUCAUUUUUGUGGCAUUUGGAACUCAGUUAAUGGGAAUGCAUCAUUGUGGGUAAAUGGAGAGUUGGUGAAGGUCUCCUCAGAUAUAGCUGAGGAACACAUCAUACCAGAUGGUGGAAUUCUGCAGAUUGGCCAAGAAAAGAAUGGCUGCUGUGUUGGAGGUGGUUUCAACGAAUCUUUAGCUUUCUCUGGAAAAAUAACUGGCUUUAAUAUUUGGAACAGAGUCCUCAGUGACAAAGAGAUAACAAGACAGACGGGAGAAGAAUCAUGCAACAUCCGUGGCAACAUAGUUGGUUGGGGGGUUACAGAGAUUCUGCCUCAUGGAGGAGCUCAGUAUGUUUUCAGUUUCUGAACAAAUGCAAAAAUUGUCCUUUCAGACUACCUGAACAUAUCAAGCACACAAUGUCUAGCGAACCUGAGUAUCUACAAAUCUUAGGACUGAUAUACAUGAUAUGGCCUCCACAUAGGGGUUGCUCUAAAUCUUCAAGGUUUGUGAUGCAUGUGGGGAAAUGUCUGAUUAGGACAUACCACGAGCUGAUACUCCACCACUGUUCAUAAAGAAACUCCUGAAUGAGACUCUAUAUGGCAAAAGGCUUCUUGGUGAAUGUAGCAGCUAACAACUACACUUGCCCUUACAACAGAUUCCCUGUUUAUUUGUGCUAUUCAAGCAAUGCCAGGAGGAGGAGGCAAAUGAAUGAGUGGAUGGGUGGACAGUGUUGAAAGAUGGUUGGAAAGGAGCUUUUUGCAGAUGACAAUAGCAACUGUCAGAACAACUAACUAGUAUAGUUGCCUGGAGGCCUCCCAGCACAUAGAACUUUAUUCUUGGGCUACAAGAUGAACCAAAGUGAAGAAUCAGCAGCCCCUGGGAACAAAUUAAAAUGGCAUUCCUUUGGCAGCAGUAUCAUAAGCACUGGCUCUUAAAUAUAGCUUUAGAAGAGUCAGUAUAGUAGCAUGCAGUUCUAAAUUGAGGUAUGGAUUCAAACACUGGCUUGGCAACAACAACAAUAAAAGUUAAAACUUAUUCAAAAGUGUUUUUUAACAUACUGAAGAAAUGUAUUGGAACAGCCCUUCUUAAUGCAGAGGCUGCUGUUACUCUAAGCUGGUUCCAUAGUAAAUAGAUAUCUAUUUAGUGUCACAUAGAUAUCUGAGGUCAGAUUUUUGUUCAAGAACUUUCCUCAAUUAAAUAACUAUACAAAACUUGGCUAGAACUUGUAUCUGUGGAGCUAAUAAUACCCCAUUUUCUGUAGAAUCCCCUGUCUGUCGAUGUUAUAUUACUAAAGUGAAUUUUCCGGAAGAACCUAAUAAGAGUCAUGAAGUAAUAGUUGUUGAUUUUGUUCCUUGUUCCUGGUUAUGCACACCUGAAUAAAGCUAGUGCUUUGUCCAAGAUAUUUAUACUGGAGUCAACCUAGCAUUCAGAUAAUUACAGUUUUUCUGCUGUGUUGUUCUCUGAAGAGGAUACAGCUGUAUUAUAUUGUAAAUUGAUUCUGUACUAAUUUUAUUGAAAUUAUUUUUAUAAAAUUGUACCAUAAA